Messenger RNA from Phaedon cochleariae (mustard beetle), 1029 nucleotides. The record is from the annotation of a GenBank genome assembly. NCBI's taxonomy places the organism in Eukaryota, Metazoa, Arthropoda, Insecta, Coleoptera, Chrysomelidae.
AUGGAUGUUAUGGAUAACAAGAACAAAUUAUUGAAUUUGAAAAAACUGAUAAAAGUAGAGCCGAACUCUGGCCAGACCCAGAGACUGCAAUCUUUGAGACUACCACGAGAUUUGAGUCUUGGGGGUACGAAAAUACAGAAGAAACAGUUUGUACCAAAUGUGAACGUCGCUCGAAAUAAGCAAAAUAUUAAGGAGAUUGUCAAGAAAAAUGGUUUUGAAAAAAAGGGGAGAAAUAACUGGGAAGAUAAUAAAAAUGGAAAUAGAAAUAAAAGCCGUGGUAAAUAUGUGGAGUCCUCAGGUAUAUUUUCAGAAGGAGCUGGGAGCAUUACUCCACAUCAUGUCAGUUAUAAAUCAGAUAGGUCUGGUGAAAAAGAAAAUGAUGGUGCUGUAGCUGCCAUGGUCAUACCAACUAUUCAAAGAAAUACUUUUGAGAUUGAUAAAGAAACUGAAGAUAAUGUUUUGAACCAGCUAGUGGGCUAUUAUAAUGAAGAAGAAGAUGAUGAAAAGUAUCCAUUUCAGCCAAUAACCUGGCAAAAUAGCUUUUCUAAAGAAAUUAAACAUGAACUCAAUGCUAUCAAAAUUGAGAAAGAUGAUGUGGAAUCCAAAAAUACACAAGGAUUUAUACAACCGAAGUUGGAACCUUUAGAUUAUACUAGCUCAAAUUAUGCUGAAGGGGAAUAUUUUGAAGAAGAUAGUCUUAAUAAUGACAAACCUUCAUUAUCUUUAUGGAGUCUUCCAGAUUCUUUUGCUGGAAAAGGACUUAGUGAUGAUCCAAAUUGUACAAAGCUAUUUGAUUAUUGCUUGAAUGAUAUGCUAGAAGGCAAAAUAGGAAAACUGGUGAUCAGAAAAUCUGGGAAAAUAGAAGUACAUAUAGGACAAGUCAAGUACAAUUUAGAACCUGGUGAUAUUGAUGCCUAUGAAGAGAAAAUUGUUUCUAUGGAGACUGAAAAACUUCAACAUGCUGCAGUUUUAGGGCAAAUUAGAAAUAGGUACUUUCUACAUCCUGAUUGGGACAGCUUGUUCCUAUAG